This is a messenger RNA of Bacidia gigantensis, 786 nucleotides long. RefSeq lists its product as uncharacterized. Bases 1 to 786 code for a protein of 261 amino acids. Lineage: Eukaryota; Fungi; Ascomycota; Lecanoromycetes; Lecanorales; Ramalinaceae. The transcript has 3 exons. The record is from RefSeq and is a predicted model, not a curated record.
AUGAUCCCCGAGCUCGCCCUAGCAGCAGCAGGCGAAUCCCUCCGCAACCGGCCACACACGCACGACCCAUGGCUGAAAACGGUGCUGGUCCCCUUCUGGACGCUGCAGCUGCUGGCUCAACUCACCUUCCUGACUUUCAUCAUCAUGGAUAUGAUGGGGGAUGACUUGACUUUUCCUAACCCGGCGCUGGGCAUACAGGGGGUGAAAAGUGGCGUGUGGACUGUGGUUUUGAUUGUGGUGACGACUGUGCAUUUGGAUUAUGAGAGCGAGCCGUGGGUGGAGGCUGGGGCGGCGACGGGGGCGGGGGCAGGGACAAGGGCGGGGGGGAAUAAUGUCAAUGGCGGGUUUUGGGUUGUCGUGCUUUGUGUGAUUGAGUUUCUCCUCUUCAAAGGCACGCUCCUCUACGCGCUCAUAAUCAACAUCCGACACCGACGCACGCUGCGUCGUCUGCAGCAGUGUUCGGAUGAAUUCCCGAUUCCCAUGCCCAUCCCUACGACGCAGCACCAUCACCACGCCUAUCAGAGCACAGCCCCGCAUUACGAGCUUCGCCAGACUCGCGGGGCGUGGGCAGAUGAUGCGCACAUGCGUGCUUAUGAGGAGCUUGUGACGCGGCCUAUGGGUUUAGGGGCCAGGAAGGGGGUGAGGAGGGCGCCGAGUUCGGAGUAUUCGGGGAGUGUGAAGAUCGGGUAUGUGGAUUCUGAGGCAAGGACUGGGGAGGGGGAAGGGGAAGGGAAGGGGGAGGGGGGACGUAUGGUGGUGCGACGGCGCGGGGGAGUUUUGAUGUGA